Molecule: messenger RNA, 3398 nt
Organism: Nothoprocta perdicaria
Lineage: Eukaryota; Metazoa; Chordata; Aves; Tinamiformes; Tinamidae
Gene: ARMH4
Product: armadillo-like helical domain containing 4
Exons: 9
Coding region: 461-2734 (757 amino acids)
Source: RefSeq, a predicted model, not a curated record
GCGUUUGCACCGGUGCCCUGUGCAGCUGCUGAACAAAGCGAGCCACAGCUUAACGCUUGGAGGAAUAAUGCCUGAAACAUGCUGUGAGGCUCCUGAAAAGAAUUACUGCYGGAACAGGAAUGCUCCGAGUUGGGCUUCUGUGUUAAGCAUUAGAGGUGCUUGCAAGAACUGAUGAGUUGCAGAACUGAGGACGUCUAGGACUGUCCUGACAGUCCAAACCAGCAUAACRGAGCUGGCACUUGGAGGUGUGAAAAGUCAUGUUCUGCAAAGCCAGACAGCGAUUUGUCUGCAGCUGACCUGCUAAUCUCCUGUGAUCUCUGCUGUACCAGACACGCAGCCACUUCAGCCUCAGGACAAGUGCCCUCUCUGUGUGGCGGAGGGGUGGUUAGAACAAGAGUAUUAAUUCAAGUCUUGGUUCUGGACUUCCUGCCCUGCAACCUGUGCACACCUCUCCUCAGCUAUGAGGAAAUCGAUAGGAUUUCAGGUCUGUGUGGUUGCCUGCAGCAUCCUGCUCUUAUCACCAUGCCUUGCCUCUCAGGACCUGGAGGAGAGGGAUAUGACAAAGCUCCAGCCUGGCCCAUGGGCAGAGAAUGGGGUAGAAGAUGAAAGGACAAGUCUGUCACAUUUGAAAAAUAUCCUGGACCCCUCUGAGCAAACAGUCCUGGAAGAGCCAUUUGGAGUGUCAGCAAAGUCAUCUGAGAUGCCCUUAAGUGAAGCCUUCACCGUUGAAAGAGAAAUACAGCCUGCAAGCCCAAGUCCUGUCUUCCCAAGCAGCCAGAGCCUGAAUGUUUACACCCCUGCUGGGGCAGUGAGUGCUACAGAAGGGAAGGAACUUGGUCCCGUGAAGUCAGAGAAGGAGCUGAAUGACAAUGGUGAGCUCAAGGCCAUGCUGACCACAGCUGUGACCACCCUGAGCCCUUCCAUGGAGGAGGAACCUGUCAGUGGCCCUGUUAGCCAGACCCCUGUGGAGGAUGGUGCUGAAGCAGAGCCUGGCUUUGCCAGUGUCCUGGCAGCUGUCACAGAAAGRGAAUUUACUGCAUUGGAGAAGGCAGAGAGUAACUUGGACAGUUCAACUGCACCCCAAUUCCCCAGUGAGCAAGUUUCCACUUUGCUCCCCAGCACUCCCAGUCUGGAAGUGGCAAGUGACUACUCGGUCACCCCUAGUCCUGAGCCUCAAAGUGUGGACUCGGAAGCUGAAACACCAAGUGCAAACAUGGGGAGCCCUCUGCAGAUCCUGACUGURCCAGGACACGUUGCUGCAAACCUCCCUCUUGCACCUACUGAGGCUUCCUUCCCUCUGGAAGCAGGGACGGAUGGCAGGCAAGGAGAGCUGCCUGUCACAGCUAGCACUGUCACUGUCCAGCCAACUGACUCUGUGCCAGCUGAYUGGGAUGACACAAAACCAGGGAAUAUAAGUCAAGGGGGAAACCUGCAGCAUGAGGAGAUGAGAAAGGAUCAAGYGGCAGCAGAACCACCUCAAACCCCACAGGGAGAUGUGGGGGAGGAAGAUKAUGUGACAAGAGUGCUGCCAUCCCCGGUAUCUGCUCCAGCAACCUCUGGCACUGCCAAGGAGAGCAACUCURCAGCUCUGGUGUCAGCGCAGGGGGAGGAAAUGCCAGGAGCCCCCACAGGCCGCAAUGAUGUUUCUCUCGCUGUGAGCUUGACAGGAAUAGACACAUCUGAUUUAAACUCUCUGGAAAAUACAGACAUAGCCACAGCAGAGGAAAGGGAAAGCAUUGCUCUGUCACUGCCAGAGGCUGCCGUGGUGACAGAGACAAAAUUGGAUGUCCUUCCUGCUCUGGGAAGCUCACUAGAAGGUGUCACACAGGAGAUGACAACAGUUCCCCAGGAUCCUGAUGCUGCACCAUCGGUUGUGAUGUUGGCACCUGAUGCUACCCAGGGAACUGGAGAUGCAAGUCUUCCUUGGGAGGAAAGUGGGAAGGAUACCUGGAUGCCAGCUGUUUCCAGUGCCACACAGAUGUUGACAGCAACUGAUGCUGCUUCCACAGCAGAAACUUCAGAUGUUGAGGAUUUCACAGAUGUGAUCCCAGACACCAGUGAAAAGGCUGUUCCACCUCCUGGUGAUUACUCUGCUACCCAGUCUGGACAGACAGAGGAGCCACCCAGCAGAACAGUGGUGCUGGUGACACCAGCAUCAAUGGCUUCUGUGAGGAGGACAGCUCUUCCAUCCGUGAGGAAGAUCAGUACGGCUGUGACCUACGGGCUGGACCGGCUGGAGUCAGAAGAGGGUGAGGAAGAAGAGGAGGAAGAAGAAGAGGAGGAAGAGGAGGAGGAGGAAGAGGAAGACGAGGAGGACAAGGACAUAGACUCGAUGGAUGAAAGCCUGGAGGGUGACACGGAGCUGCCAGGCUUCACACUGCCGGGUGAGACCUCCCAGGAGCCCCUGGCUGGUCUGGAGAACGCCGCGGCGCAGCUGGCUGGGGUGUCCUACCAGGUUCCCGAUACCAUCGAGUGGGAGCAGCAGAACCAGGGGCUGGUGAGAAGCUGGAUGGAGAAGCUGAAAGAUAAGGCAGGAUACAUGUCGGGAAUGCUGGUUCCUGUAGGAGUGGGGAUAGCCGGAGCCCUCUUCAUCCUAGGAGCACUCUACAGCAUUAAGAUCAUGAAUCGCCGAAGGAGAAAUGGCUCCAAGAGGCACAAAAGAAAGCAGAGGGAAUUUAACAGCAUGCAGGACCGAGUAAUGCUCUUAGCUGACAGCUCAGAAGAUGAAUUCUGAGCCCAACUGCGGAGCCGCUGCGAGACCCAGUGACUUUGGAAGCACAGGAGGGGGAGAAGACCAACAAGGAGGAGUUUCUGCUGCAUUGCUGCUCCCAGCCGCGCGGCGCCAGCGGGCAGGGGCCGGCGCCACGGCAUGCUCUAACCCACAUGUAAUGCGCAGUGAUGUUUGUUUUGAUACACUAGUGAGAUUUCUCAUUCACACCGGCACCUCAUGCAGAUCCACGGCACAUGCUGUUCCAGCUGGAGCUGAGGCAUAGGGAGGGGUAUUUGCCUGUUAUCCUGGUAUACUCUUUUCGUCCUGGCUGGCAGUAAGCUGAUUGUAACGAUAGCUCUCACCCUAAUCGGCGAAUGGAAAUUUUUACUGUGGAUGACUCUGUCCAAUUUGUUGUUUUUUAAAUGUUACAUUACCUGAGCUAGAGUUCAUUAGUGCUAAAAUUAGCUGCUCUGCUUAAUGAAUGAGUUAUAUACUUCAACUAUAUCCCUUGUCAACUGAGAAGUGCCCAAGUACAGUGUCGUUGAUACAGUUUGAAACAUAUUUCUACACUCUUUAACCCAAUAUCUCACCCGUUCUUCCCCCAAACUCCCUUCAGCUCUGCUCCACGCUUCUCGGAAACACAUGGGAAUGGCUUCAACACCUGAUUCACAACAAAAACCUUAGUCCA